AUGUCACGUUAUAUUUUCGUUUUUCUUGCGAUGAUUCUGAUCGUCUCCGAGAUUGUGCCCGUGAAAAGGUAUGUGAGAUACAGAUUGACUGCAUUUUUCCUUUAGGCGUGUCAAACGUUUCCAAAACGAAUUACUGAGUCCCUGUAACUUGUAGAUUAUCAGCGAUCGACUGUUACUGGUUGAAUUAUUCGAAAAAUUGCACAAAACAAAACGUUUAAUGAAUCGAUCGGUUUUCACCACAAAAAUUCAUGUAUCGAUCAGUAAUUUUACUCUGCCCGGCGUGAGCAGUUAGUUAAAAAGAUUGCGUUUUGCUAAAGUUUGACAUACUUUUUAGUAGAUACGAAGAAAUUUGUUCUUUCUACGUACUGGGGAACAUCUCUCGCUGAUUUUACAUAUAAGCUUAAUAGAGGUUAUCUAAUUCUUUAAUCAUUGACUGAUCGAAGUGUUUUGAAUAGCCAUCGUCGCAUAUAUUCUUAGUGUUAGUGUUUACACUUUACUGCACAUCCUUUAAUCCGUCGCAAAAACCAGAAUGGAUGUUCCUUUUAAUUUCUUCACACGUAAAGAGCAAAUUUCAGCACAGGUUUCGGACAGGAUUACACGCAUAACCCGAAGAAAUUGACUGUAGUGCUUAUUAUUAUCUCCUGAUUGCAAAUGGACUAUAAGCGUCCUUAAAAAGGUUUCAAUCUUGUCACAUCAUAUUUUUCAGUGCUGGUGACCUUGAGGAUAAGAGUCAGACGAGCAAGCGUAAUGCCAUGUAUCGCUACAGCAAACAAAAUUUGAGGAAGUUUAAUUCCAAGCGUAAUGCCAUGUAU
Molecule: messenger RNA, 812 nt
Organism: Porites lobata
Lineage: Eukaryota; Metazoa; Cnidaria; Anthozoa; Scleractinia; Poritidae
Source: the annotation of a GenBank genome assembly